AACACACAAAGCCCACAGGCUUCUUUUAUUUAUAUUUCCGCUCAGUUAUGUCGAGUUUGCGCGCGUAGCUGAGAAACGGUUACACGUUUGGGGUUGUUUAAAAAUAUAAUCUCCCAGGUGAAUCCCAGCGUCAGGAAGUGGCUUCAGGAAGUAGUUUGCUGCCGCGUUUGAGUGACAGCUGUGCGGCGGUGACAGCCCACACGGGACGGCAGAGCCGAGCCGAGACUCAAGAUGGCAGGUCUAUCUUUAUACUUUGAAGAUGGCCAUGACGAUCUGGAUGAUUUUGGAUUUGAUGACUAUGGUUCAGAGUGUGACGGCAUCCGCAUCACAGCCUUCCUUGAUGCAGGACAAGACAACCUAACUCCUCUUGGGAGGCUAGAAAAGUAUGCCUUCAGUGAGAAUGUCUUCAACAGGCAGAUCGUGGCUCGCGGCCUGCUUGAUGUGCUUCGAGAGUUCAGUGACAAUGAAAAUGACUUUAUCAGUGUCAUGGAGACAGUUGCCAGAAUGUCAGAAGACGGAGAGCCCACAGUGCGAGCCGAACUGAUGGAGCAGGUCCCCAACAUUGCCAUGUUCUUGCACGAGAGUCGGCCCAACUUCCCAGCAGCUUUCUCAAGAUACUUGGUCCCCAUUGUUGUCCGAUAUCUCACUGAUCCAAAUAACCAGGUGCGGAAGACCAGCCAGGCAGCGCUGCUUGUUCUGUUGGAGCAGGGCCUCAUCUCUAAAGCUGAUAUGGAGACCAAAGUUUGUCCAGUUCUACUCGACCUCACAGAACCCAGCAGUGAUGAUGACUACAAAAUCGAGGCAGUCUCUAUGAUGUGUAAAGUUGUCACCAUGUUGAGCAAAGACACAGUGGAGCAUCUACUGCUGCCGCGCUUCUGUGACCUGUGCAGUGAUGCCAGACUCUUUCAAGUCCGCAAGGUCUGUGCUGCAAAUUUCGGAGAGUUUUGUUCUAUUGUUGGUCAGGAGGCCACAGAAAAACUUCUGAUGCCCAAGUUCUUCGAUCUGUGCUCAGACAGUCUGUGGGGCAUCAGGAAAGCCUGUGCAGAGUGCUUCAUGAUGGUCUCCAAUUCUACCUCUCCAGAGGUGCGACGUGCAAAAUUGUCCCCCCUGUUCAUCAGCCUCAUCAGUGACCAGUCUCGCUGGGUGCGGCAGGCUGCUUUUCAGUCUCUGGGGCGUUUCAUCUCCACCUUCGCCAAUCCGUGCAGCACAGGCCUUCACUUCAGAGGGGAUGGCGCCCUACUAGAGGUCCCUAGGUGUACAUUGGACAGCGACUGCUCCCUAAACUCUCUGAACUGCUCCGAGAUUAGCGUCUGCCACGCAGGAAGAACCAUCGCUCACACACCUCCCAACCAGGACGGCCGCGCCACUCCGUCCCCAGAGCAUGUGUCGACAGCCGACGCCGAGGAAGUGCACAGCUUUGAUGACAACUACACUUCAGUUCCCAGAGAGAUGCGCGGCGGCUUCACCCGCACGUUCUCCAACAGCAACGCUAGCCCCACGACGACAAACAAUGCUAGGAACACAAAAGACACGGAGCAGACGGACGAGAACUUUAAUUCCUUUAACUAUUGGAGAUCUCCUUUACCAGACAUAAGUGGGGAACUGGAAAUGCUAAAUAGUGAAGAAUCAGAGGAGGUGAUGGAGCAGAAGGAAACGAAAGAGGAGGAGGAGGAGGAGGAACCUGAUUUCCAUGAUUCCAAGUCCAGCCCUGCCAAAGCUACCAGUGACCAGAUCCAGAAGGUCUUGGACUGUUUGCAACCGCACAUUGAUGACCCUGAUGUACAAGCUCAAGUCCAGGUGUUGUCAGCCGCUCUGAAAGCAGCCCAGCUUGACAGCCCAGACGACGACGGCCCAGAGGACGACGGCCUCACUGAACCCGAGCCAGAAGAGCAGCCCGAGGACGCCAUCGAGAGCCCGUCUGUGGAGAGCAAUUCUGUGGAGGUUCAGUCUGAGAGUGAAGAGAGUCCCACAGAAGAGGAGCAAACGAUGGAGCCUCCUCCAGCUUCGGAGUCCAGCCCUGUCCAGGAGCAAGGGGAUGAGGAGACGCAGACGGAGGACCAGGAAGAGUCUCCUCCUGACUCGCCUAUUCUGGAAUCUGAACUGAUUGAGAGUGUGGAGGAGGAAGAGGAGGAAGAGGAGGAAGAGGACGAGGAGGAGGGAAAGGAAGGAAAGGAAGACUCUGCUCACAGCCCCAUGUUUGAGGAUAAGCCCAAGAUCCAGAAUGUCAUUCCCCAGCAGCUGUUGGAUCAGUACCUCUCUAUGACGGACCCGGCCCGAGCUCAGACAGUGGAUACAGAAAUAGCCAAACACUGUGCCUUCAGCCUGCCGGGUGUAGCGCUCACUCUGGGACGACAGAACUGGCAUUGCCUCAAGGACACAUAUGAAACCCUCGCUACUGAUGUGCAGUGGAAGGUGCGGCGUACGCUGGCUUUCUCCAUCCACGAGCUGGCAGUUAUCCUGGGAGACCAGCUGACUGCAGCUGAUCUGGUACCCAUCUUCAAUGGCUUCCUCAAAGACCUGGAUGAGGUCCGCAUUGGCGUGCUCAAACACCUCUACGACUUCCUCAAGCUGCUGCACGCAGACAAGAGGAGAGAGUAUCUCUACCAGCUGCAGGAGUUCAUGGUGACGGACAACAGUCGCAACUGGAGAUUCAGAUAUGAGCUGGCAGAGCAGUUGAUCUUGAUCAUAGAGUUGUACAGCCACUACGACGUGUAUGACUACCUCAGACAGAUAGCACUCACACUCUGCUCCGACAAGGUCUCAGAGGUCAGGUGGAUCUCGUACAAGCUGGUUGUGGAGAUCCUCCAAAAGCUGUAUGCAUGUGGAGCCGAUGACCUGGGCCUGAACUUCAUCAACGAGCUCACCGUCAGGUUCUGCCACUGUCCCAAGUGGGUGGGGCGGCAGGCCUUUGCCUUCAUCUGCCAGGCCAUAGUCGAGGAGGACUGCAUGCCCAUGGAGCAGUUUGGCCAGCACCUUUUGCCCAGCCUGCUCAGCCUCUCCUCAGACCCGGUGGCCAAUGUCCGCGUACUGGUGGCCAAGGCUCUGAGACAGAGUGUCAUGGAGAAAGCUUACUUCAAGGAGCCCGGCUGUGCCUUCUCUGACGAGCUGGAGGAGACGGUGAUGGCCCUGCAGUCCGACAAGGACCGGGACGUCCGCUUCUUUGCCAGCCUGGACCCCAACAAAAGCUUGAUGGACACGGCUCCCUUGAUUUAGCCUCCGCUCCUGAGACCCAGUACAGCCCCACCUGCCUGUCUACCUACCUACCUGUCUGUCUGGCUGGCUGGCUGGCUGACUGACGCACAGUCAGCGUAACCUGCAACACCAGCACCUGACCAGAUCCCCAACCACUCGCCUGCUGGGCAGACCUGCACCAACGACCACUUGGGAAUCAUGUCAGAUGAUCAGAUUACAAUACAAAAGUAUGAGCAUGUUCAAACGACACAACCCAGACUCUGGUUGGGCACUACAUAGCGCACAUCGCAUUCACAACACAAGAUGCAUACUUCUCAGAGCUUUCAGAAAAUGAGCAGGACUCAAGAGGUUUGCUGCACCAUGUUUGUGGGAGCCGCCGUAUUCAUGCCUGAACUUGCCCGCCCUCUUCCACACUAACAUCAACGCAAUCCUUCCCCAAUCACAGACUUGUAAAACUUCAACGGGCUCUAUCUCUCCAAAGCUAAUUGUAAGCUUGAUAUAAAAUUGCUGAAUUGAUCUUUUUUUUUUUUUUUUUUAAUGCUUCUUUUUGUGGAUUUAUUAACGAACAAGCGGGCGAGGCCUGCCUGACUCUGACGUGUGCACUAACUCAGGGGGACUCAUCUGAACCUAAACAGCAUUAUUACCUUACAUGAUAAGCAGCAGCUCCUGGAUCCCUGGUGAAAAGAAAAAGAAAAAGAAAAAAAAAAAAAAAAAUCCAGCUGUCUGCGCAACAAAACCAGCCAAACCAAGUAGCUCUGCUGGUGUCUCUCGCCUCAUUUCCUCUAAAAUGCCUCUGUGGUCUCAGACGUCCUUUGUCUUCUGAGAUGACCUCUGGGUUGUCGUCCGGUUCCCUUCUACCUUCUUCUCUCUGCAUCUCUCCACCUGGUCUCAAUGGGCCACUGAAACCACUACUACUGCACAGAAGGAAUAGUGAUUCUGCCACUCAGCGUGACUCUUUUGAUUAAAACCAUAUCUCGACGUUUUUGAAAGGACACCGUAAUAAUCUGUUGAUUUCCCCCUCCCCUUGUGUCUGUUUACCAAAACAAUGUGACACAACACGUCUCCCAAAACGACAAGAGACAAAUAAAAUACCUCUGUUUGGAAAACGACUGGCCAGUGUGGCAUUCGUGUCGAGGGACAUCGGCGGUUCAAACGGGCUCUGAAUGGCCUCGAUGGGCGACUCUUUGGUUGGCUAAAAACAUCCUAACAAGGGCUCGAGGUGAAGUGACAAAGGGUGACGUCAAUCUCAGAAAGAAGAAGAGGAAGAAAGCAAGCACACUGUUGGAUUAUGCAUGUGUCUAACCCCCCCCCCCCCCCCUUGUGUAUAGUCUGUUCCGAUUCCUUACGGUUGACUUCCUGAUGUUGAAUUAUGUGACCAUGGUAGCUUUCAGUGGAUCUGACUGACCAGUUGUACAGUAGGAUAUAGGAAUGGCUGUGUGACGAGACUGAAAUACGCUUGAUAAUUUCUUCCCAGUCUUGAUGGAAUGAAUUUAAGUAUGAGGUCUCUCGAUAUUUUGCAACUCUUUUGUACAGCUUAAACCUGUGGAAAACGGUUUGUUUAUGGAACCAAGGCCAGUUUUAGUCGGGUUUUUACCCAUCGAGAUGUGUGAAUAUUGGGAGCAGUCACCAAGUCACUUUUUGUAGUCUCUUGAGCUUGUUUGUUCUCUCCUGUUGUAAAUGGUAACCCCCUUUUUUUUCUUUUUGAACAUAGACAUAACUUGAGAACUUAAGCUGAUUGUGGUGUGUGCUGUGCAUCUCAAGUCUUUCUUCCUUCGAAAGGAGAGCUCACUGCGGUAAUGGCGGUGUCUACUCAUCUCGUCUGUCUGCGAUUUGUGUCCAUCUCAUUUUUUAUGUAGUAGAACAGUUAAUAUAUACAUUUUAUGAAAAUUAUUUUUCUUUUCAAUUAUGCACCACUGUUCAAAGAUUUUAUAUCCUAACUUUACAAAAUUUACAACCUUUGUAAUAUUCAAUGGUUUCUUUUAAAAAGACAUUUUAUGUAAUGUUAUUUUUAGUAUUCUGUAAUUAAAAUGAUGAAAAUUAA
Molecule: messenger RNA, 5233 nt
Organism: Cyclopterus lumpus (lumpfish)
Lineage: Eukaryota; Metazoa; Chordata; Actinopteri; Perciformes; Cyclopteridae
Gene: ppp4r1l
Product: protein phosphatase 4, regulatory subunit 1-like
Exons: 20
Coding region: 232-3213 (993 amino acids)
Biological process (GO): protein dephosphorylation
Molecular function (GO): protein binding; protein phosphatase regulator activity
Source: RefSeq, a predicted model, not a curated record